AUUACAGCCAAAACGUGGUAUCCGGUCAUAAAAUUGGCGUAAUUUUCUGGUUUGGCUUUACAUUUUCGCUCUAUGAAAAGUCCACGAUGGGAAAAGAGCCUUAAAUUGACUUCAGAGUUUGUCAAGCGAUGAGAGGACCAUGAACUCUUUUUAUGUUUCAUCUUAACUUGACGGUAACUUGUCUCUCUUUCAUUUUCCUCAACAUUGUUCUUCGUUUGUGACUCAUUUUACAGGGAAGUAUCCAGAUAGAAUGUCGUAUCAGUUCUCGCCAGCGACUCAUGGCCUGCCGAGCCUUGCGCAAUAUCUACCCCCGGGCUGCAAAUUUCUGAGCUGCCACGAUGCACAAAACGUCCUAAGAAGUUGUUCGACUUGGAGACUUCCCAACGGAACUCUGGUUGCUCCGCUGGGCGGGGAGCUUUACCAAGUUGUGGAAGUUCCCGCUAACUGCGAUGAGCGCUGCUCUUAUCACGAGGUACGGUGUGGGUUUUUUUUGGUCAUUUUACAUGUUAGUUUCAAGAGUGCGGUAACGAAUUGACACAUUUCACGCGCAGAGCUCCACUUGAAAAGGCAACGAAGGCAAAACGGAAGACAUUUCAUGUUCAAUACACGUAGUUUUACAAUCUUUCUUCUGCUCAUCUGGGGUUUAAUUCGAAGCUAAUCAAACAAAAGGGUAAAAUUUUAUUUCUCUCGAUCAAAAUUCGUCGUCUCAGUUGGAAAAUAUGGAAGCGAGUUAAAUUUUGAUUCGGAGAAAAUUGCUCUUUAUGAUUUCUUCCGCAACGGUAAAAUUUCCAACAAGCUAAAUGCAAUAUUUUGUUAUUUUCACAACCACGAGGGCGUAGCCUCGCAGCAUGAUGUUAAGCACUUUUUUGUUUCGUGCGGUUUCCUAAAGAACAACUUCUCUUGUCGAUCUGAACUUGGUAUUUAAUAGUUCACCGUUAAAAAUUCAUAGAGCUGGUCAUAAAUUUGUUUUCGUUUUCGACAGAAGCCUCUAAAAAUUCAUGUUCAACAUAAAACAUAACUUAAACACUUGAAGUAAAAUUCCGUGUGCAAAGAUUUGAUGUUAUUCUCCCUCAAGCGAAUGUAACGCAUUUCCAUCGCCAAGAGAAAUAUUUUAUUUUAAAAAGCAAGGAAUAAUGCUAAUUUCUGCUUACAAAAACUACUUUUUAAAAUACUUUUAAAAAGAAAUCGACGCGGUGAAAUAAAAUAUUGAAUUACUCUUCCCCAAAACAGAAACCCUGUUGUUUUUGAACUGGCACCUGUUUCAGUCGAUUUAACUACAAAAUGUUUCUCCCACAACGGACUUUGAACGGCAAAUAAUAUUACAGUUUCUUCAAAUUUCCAGCUUACUUGAGGGACAUAAAAUAGCGAUGUGAUAUUAUUAGGAAUUAAGCGAACCGUCUUAGAAACUUAGCCCUUGGGUCAGAAAUAAUGAGAACUUAAUUUCCACGACCAGUAAUUAAAACUUAACUUUCGCCAAGCCAACAUAAACAGAAUUAAAAUUCUGAUAGGCAAAGACAAUGACAGUUUGUUCGUCUGAAAGGAAACGCAAUUUUAAGAUUAGAAUUUAAAUGUGUAGUCUCGACUGUUUAUAAAAUUGUAGUAACGCCUCGAAAGAGCUUCUUAACGACUGCCUCAGAGAAUGCAAAAACAAACUUAAACCCAAAAAUAAACGUCAAAACUAUUCUCUUAACGCUGAGUAAAACAUGUGAAAAAGAAAAAAAGAGAAAAAAAAUUUUCGCUAAUUUGAAUCUUGAAGGAUAUCGACAGUUUCCGUUUACAAGUGGAUCGAUUGACAAAACCCGACGACACGUACAUAACACAUAAAAAUAAUUAAAUUUGUUCAAUAUAAUAUCGACAAAUAAGGCAAGGAUUUCUUGCAGCUGCACGGAUUCGCACACUCGUUUUCUUUUCCUCUUUUUCUCUCUCUUUAUUUAUGUUAUCCGCUCCACACGUAGAAAACAAAACUUUUUAGCCCUGAAUAGGAGUCCAGUAUGGUUCGAUAUGGCUUUUCACAAAAGGCGCAAUUUUCCGUGAAAUUAAAUUAUCGCUACAAAACAAUUGGACAAGUAUAAAAGUGUGAGAAUGUCUUUGUGCAGUUUUUCUCAAGGAAAUUAACAAAGUGUUCCUAUGAUGAAAAGUGCAUUUUUACGUACUACGAAUAAUUUUCCAGAUUAGUCUUUCCCUUUCUUUAGAUGAAGCAUAAAAUAUUGUUUAUCUUAGGCUGCUUUUCCAGAAAAAAAGUGACUUAGAAACGAUCGAGGGAAUAUAAUAACCAAGUAAUAAAAAAAUAUACUGAAUAAUAAAGACAGAAAUAAAAUAUUUAAAAUAAAAUAUCCAAAAAAAUUCCAAUUCUAUCUCGUCUGAGUUAUUUUGAUAAACGAUACACUGAGAAAACACUUGGAACAGCGUUUCAAUUAUAAAAGAGUGUUUUUGAUAUUCAGUGUGCAUGCACACAAACUUUGAGGAGGACUUUUAAAGGCCUUAGUCUGCGACGCUGAUACCAUCGAUACACCAUUUUAAAAAGACUCAGUCAACAUGAACAGGUAAACGAUAUUUUCUCUAAAAAUAUAUAUAUGUUAAAACUAACAUGUUUUUUUUAAUGUUUUUUUUUUCUUCCUCUAGCCCCGAGGGACACCGGCUUUGUUGUCUGAAAAUUCGCCACUGCUUCGUAAUGAAUGGUUCCGUUUUCGACACUUGUCUGAACACGAAAGCUCCUCCUGUUACUCCGACGGGCUCAAGAGGUUGCCUCUUUUUUACACAGGUAAGAUGCUUUGAUUUUCUAUCUUCAUAUCUACCCUUUCCAAAAGAAAGCUAUCGUUAAAAAAAAAGGAAAAAAAAUCCAGCACAUACAACUAGAAAGUCUUAAAAUAGUGCUAUUUUCGUCAAAAGACAAAACACGUUUUUAUAUUAGCUGGUUUCAACAAUACGACAAGCUUACAAAUGAUAACUUCUAGCCAAAUUCUUUGAAUUUCAUGUCUCAUUUCUUUUGCAAUAUAACACAAAAGUUGAAAUGGCAAGUCUCUUCUGGAUGCGACUCAUAUCACUUUAAGACACAAUUGCUUCGAUAUCUCAGUGAUUUACAGAUACACCAUGAUUUUCUAGUAAUUUCUUCAUAUUGACAACGGAAGGAAUCGUCUUUGACUCCUUCCUUUCAGUCCCUUCAUUUUGGUUUCAAUAUAUCAAGGAACUUUAAAUUAUACAUAGUUCAAACCAGUAGUGCUCUCUCUUUUUAUUCAACGAUCACAAUUAUCCUCUGUCGAACUUGGUCAUUUGAAAUCGUUAUUGAAAAGUUGAAGUUUUGUUGAAGUAAAUUUUCUAUCUGAAGUGAAGUUUGAAGUUUUACACAGAAUUAAAACGAUGCUCUGAUAUGGAUCAGUAAAUAUUGCGAUCAUUUAUAAGUAUUUUCAGAUUUUUCCUUCAACUUCGCAUUUUGAUUUAUAACAAGGAACCUUUGAAAAGCUUAAGUCAAAAUUAAACCUUAUAGUGCCUUCAUAAAGCUUUCAAAUAUUUCGCCACUUUAAGCUUGCUUUUUUCAUGCAGGAAAUGAUCACUUUGUGAGAUAAAAUUCUUCUAAAAAAGCGUCAGCAAUUCUCAAAACUGGCUAUAACUAACCGCUAAUUUAUAAUUAGGGAUGAAUUUUGUAACAGUGGAGUACCUUUAGAAAAUCCUAUACCAUACACGUUUGGCAAAACACCAGGAUAAUAUUCAGACCGUAGGUUUUGUCGUUUGUAAAUGCUUGUAAAUGUUCAUGUCUUGUGUUUGCCUUUGCAUACCUCGUAUCAAAGUUUUGAUAAGAGACCGGUUGUUGACAGAGCGUUAAUUUCCCCGUAAACACGUUUUUCCCAAAAAUCGAUACACACGCAAGCAAAUUCUCACACCGCGCGAAAAUGAGAACUUCUGAAACAUUCGCUGAGAAACUGCUAUUUUUUAUUUCACACACAAAUGCAAAGACGGCUUUCUUUUCUUAAUUUAAAAUCUACACACGCCGGUCUUUGUUUUCAACUAAAGAACCAGGUGUCAGAUAGAAAAGAAACGCAAACAACUUUACCAAUGAUCUGUAUGUUUUCUACAAAAAAUUAAUUUCACCACGACUUUUAAAAAUACCACGAGAGACUUCAAGUGCAAAAACGGACUAAAUAGUUGGUUUCAAAGUUUCUUUUUGACUACUCGAAGUUAGCUUAUUAAAUCAAUAUUUAUCUCUCUUCGCUUGGGGAACACGGAUUUCUCUCAACACAAAGCAAUUAGUUGAAUUUCAAAGCGGAAAGCAAUGUCGUUAAAAAUUGGAUUCUUCCUGUAAUUCCCAUCAGGAAAUUAAUAUCAAACAUCGAUUCCAACUGCAAAUCACUGUCAAUAACAAAAUCAUUAAAUUUGAGUUAACGUUGAUACAAUACGUUUAUUCAUGUGCCAAGCGAGAGAUGAUGUGCUCAAAAUUUGUUUGUCAGAGUCCCGCCGCGAAUUUUCAUUGCGCUAUUAAUAGUACGAAGUUAUCCCAGUGGCUCAUUAAGACUUUUCUCUGCUCACCUUCCAGAUGGCCGCCGCUGCAACUGUCAACUUUGCGCCACGACGAUGUAUCCCGACAGGCUUUACGAGCAUCACCUGUCACAGAUGAAACCGCAUGACGUGGUGUGCGGACUCAGAGAGGAAAGAUUUUCUCCUUUGGUAAACAAGCAGAGUAAUGAAUCCCCGGACAAUCCAGCAGCCUACCCGUUUACCCUUGCGCUCCCGCAGUCUUCCACAUCACUGACGUCGUCACAAGAGGAACAACGAAGACAGAAACAGAAGCGAUUUCAGUGUAUGCAUUGCGAGAAAUCUUUUGGAAAAUCUUCACACCUGCGUGAUCACAUCAGAACUCACACCGGGGAUCGCCCGUUUCGCUGUCAGUUUUGCAACAAAGCUUUCACCCAGUACUCGAACUUGCGCACGCACACGCGAAUUCACACGGGCGAAAAGCCAUUCAAGUGUCACCACUGUAACAAAAGCUUUACACAAGCUGUCACGCUAAGAAGUCACACAAGGACUCACACGGGUGACAGGCCUUAUCACUGUAAGAGGUGCAGCAAAUCGUUCGCCUGUUUUUCCGGUUUGAAAGGACAUCACAGGGUUCAUUCGGAUACGGAGCAAGAUGAACUGGAAAUUUAAUAAAACGCAAACGACUAAAAGAGAAUCACAAAAUUGUCAACAUGACUUGUAAACCACGCCUGAUAUACUAAGUAUAAAAACAGAAUUUUCGCCAAUAGUCGUGUUCAACUUCAUAUCCAUCCUGACCGAAAGGAAAAACUGCACAAGGAAAGUUACUCCAAGAUAACUUACCCGUUUUACAAUCGGUCCGGUAGAUCCUUCUGCAAAUGACAAUCGAAAAUGAAAAUUUACCUCUAAGAAAACUUUUCAUGAAAGAUUGAAAAACCCAGUUUAAAAAAGUGUGAAGGUCUUCAGUCAACGCACUGAGCUCAUAUAAUUGCAAAAAAUAACCGUCUGGAUAAUGUUCAUAUUUACGUAAUGUAUGUUGACUAUACCAGUCACACAAAUGCAGUACUUAAUA
This is a messenger RNA of Pocillopora meandrina, 5539 nucleotides long. The record is from the annotation of a GenBank genome assembly. Lineage: Eukaryota; Metazoa; Cnidaria; Anthozoa; Scleractinia; Pocilloporidae.